AUGGCAGCAAGCACCAAAUCCAAGAUACUGACAAAGAAGGAGUUGAUCGAGCGACUGGCCCGUUUGGAAGCGGCGGGACAAGUGUCGAAUCAGGAAUCCUCGUCCAGUCCCAACGUGCCACUCCCAGACAAGGAGACGCUGUGGACUGUGGACAUGGUGCAGGUCCUUCUCGAGUUGCGUCUCCGUACUUAUGGUCCACCCUUCAAAAGCUCCAAGAGCAACCAACAGUUGUCGAUCUUGUGGCAGAAGAUUGCUAUGCGUUUGAGCUUUGUCACGGGGGUCGUUGUGUCGCAGACAUCUGCGAAGGCGAAGUAUCACAGCCUCAAACAAGAGUACUCUCGUAGCCGUGUGGCCGAGCAAGCUACGGGCAACAACGCAGACGUAGGUGUGGAGUAUCCUGCGUAUUGGGAGCACAUGAUUGGGUACCUCGGCAACAAAAACGGUCUUGGCCACAACGAAUUUGAAUCAAGCGGUGACGGCAUGGAAAACGCAAUGGUUGCGAACGAUGGUGACUCGUGGGCGGAGCCCGUUAUCGUUGCCGCGGACGAUCGUCCAUCCAAGCGACAAAAACCCGUGGGGGAAAUGCUUCGACGAUCCAGAAAUUAG
This is a messenger RNA of Aphanomyces astaci, 606 nucleotides long. RefSeq lists its product as hypothetical. Lineage: Eukaryota; Oomycota; Saprolegniomycetes; Saprolegniales; Verrucalvaceae. Bases 1 to 606 code for a protein of 201 amino acids. The record is from RefSeq and is a predicted model, not a curated record. The transcript has 2 exons.